Molecule: messenger RNA, 1617 nt
Organism: Schistosoma guineensis
Lineage: Eukaryota; Metazoa; Platyhelminthes; Trematoda; Strigeidida; Schistosomatidae
Source: the annotation of a GenBank genome assembly
GCUGAAUAUGAAAACAGACAAAAAAAUCCAACUCGUUUGUGAAGAAGAAAUUCUGGUUGAAUUUAGAAAAAGAAAAUGUAUUUCAACAAUUUGUGGUUAUAUGCAAACUAACCUUCUAGCUUUUACACAUUUGAAUGUGACUGAAAAUUAUGAAAUACAGAUUGAAAUAACAGUUGAACACAGUCACUAUUGAACGAUUUAUUUAAAUGGUGAUUUUCAAUAAAAAUAAUCUUGGACUUUUUAUAAAUAUACAUAUAACAAACACAAAACUUUAUCUCAAAAUUUAUAUAGUAUAGAAAAAAACAUUGAUAUUUAGACGAAAACUUUACUUAGUUAUGGAAGCGUCGCCUUCUUAUUAUCUUCUCUUCAUUAUCUUGUUUAUAAUUACUUUAUAUAUUGAACAAACAAAGGAAGAUAUUAAGGUCCAUACUGCUGUUCAAAUUAAACGUCCUUCAAAUCGUCAUUGGAUUGAACGUGCUUCAUCUGCUCGUCAAAUUACAACACCAUCUGUAUUAACAACUACAAUCACUUCUAAUAGAUUUAUUUAUUCAGGAAAUGUAUCAUCAAUUAAUAUGAGUUCUGAAGUCAUAAAGAAUUCUGUUCGACGAAAAGAAUUACAAGAUCAACCACAACUGCCAAAUAUUUAUUCUCAAACAUAUCUUGAUUAUCAAGGGAAUCGAAAACGUCCAAUCGAUGAAUAUAAUCAACCUAAUAUUUUAUAUCCACACGAAGGACUGAACGCAUUUCAUAAUUUACCUUCGUGGUACAGUUUACGAUAUAGACGAUACCCACGAGAAGAGCCAAACCAUCCUUAUGAUGAUAACAAUUUGCAAUUACCAUGGAAUUAUAAACCAAAAUGUAGAUCAUGCGGUCGACCAUUAUUACAAGAUUCAUUUUGUAUAGAUGAUUUUGUUUUACGUGUUUAUAUUUACAAAGAAUCCGUGGAACCUAAUGGUCAACGCCACUACUUAGCUUAUAUCUAUCAAGUAUACAAGGAUAAUAAACAUUAUAUGCAACCAACUCUUGUUCGACAAAUCGUAUAUAAUUGUGAUCGAUUUCAAACUGGUCCAAUGCUAGGUGAAGUAUACUUAAUAACAGGUAUUUACAUAUCAGGUGUUCCACAUGUUGAUUCUUGUUCUUGGAAAGCACCAUGGAAUCAAGUAACGAGAGAACAAAAACGAUAUUUACGCAACCGGUAUAGCAUUCAGUGUGGUAUAUGUCAAUUACAAAGAGUAUUAUUUAUUGAUCCAAUAUAUCACCGUAAUCCAAAAACAUGUUAUUUACCAAUUAGUCCAAAUUCAAAUGAAAUGAUGUGUAGAGAUAAAUUUUCAUUGUGUCGUUUACAAAGAAGAACUAAUCGAUGCAAUUUUAUAAAUAAUAAAUCGUAUCGUAUAUGCGAAACAUGGUCAACGAAACAUAUUUAAUCCAUCACUUUUUUUUCCUCUAAAAAAACAAAAAUAUUGUUCAUCUUUUUGAUUCUCACAUUCAUUUAACUAUUGUAUAACAAUUCAUACUACUAAUAAUACUGUUAGUAAUAUAUGUUGUAAAUACAGAACAAAAUAUAUAUAUAUAUAUAUAUUUUAAAGAAAUAGAAGCUUAUUAAAUUGAAUUGCACAG